Messenger RNA from Paramecium tetraurelia, 7662 nucleotides. RefSeq lists its product as uncharacterized. Lineage: Eukaryota; Ciliophora; Oligohymenophorea; Peniculida; Parameciidae. The transcript is spliced from 4 exons. The record is from RefSeq and is a predicted model, not a curated record. Gene Ontology annotation, molecular function: protein binding; NAD+ poly-ADP-ribosyltransferase activity.
AUGAAUAGAAAUUUAAGAAGCAAUCGCGCCAAAAAAGAAUAGAUUUUAAAAAAAGACUAAGUUAUAUUGUGUAAAGUUGAAACAGAAUUCACCUUAUACAAACUACUUUAGGAUUGGAAUGAGAAUGAAGAAGAAUUUCAUGUAACCGAAUUGGUACCAUUUGAAAAGAAAAAGAAAAGUAAAUAAUAAUAUAAAUGUAAUGGAUACACAACAAUUCCUUCGCAGACAAAAUGGGUUGAUAUCGAAGGAAUAUCAGUCAUUCAUUCAGAUGAAACUAUUUAUGUAGUAGACAUGGAGAUAUAUAAAUAAAGUCAGAGAAGCUUAAUUAAGGAUUUGAAAUAGAAAGUCAAAUAAUCAUAGAAAAAAUUUGAUGAUGAUGAGGAGGAGUCUAAUGAUAAACCAAUUAAAAAAAAAGCCAGAAAAUCAGCCUAAUAAAAAACAUAAGUAGAAUCUCAAUUUAGUCAAUAUGAAGAAGAAUCAAGUGAACAAAGUUCAUCUGCAGAAGCUGAGCCUGUCCCAAAAAAAUAAAGAUAAUCUAGAAAAACCGAAGAAAAAGACAAGAAAAAGGGAAAAAAGAGGAAAAGAAAAAUGAAUGAAAAUCUUAAAAAUCUAAAGAGUUUUAGUACUCAAUUUGAAGGAACUGAAGAUCAUUUUAUUGAUUACGAUAGCACAAGAAUGAAUAACAAAGAAAUCAUAAGAGCAGCAAAUACAGGGAAUAAGGCUCUGAUGGAUUAAAUUUUAUUUGAAGCCAAAAGAAUAUCUAAUUAUUAUGAUAGAUGGGGACCAGAAUAUGAUAUUUCAAUAUUUGAUAUCCUAUUUAGAAGAUAAGAUAAACAAUUAUUGACUCAUUUUCUGUAAAAUGCAACGAAAAGAAAUAGAUUUUAUGCAGAUUUACCUUGCCAGUUAAAAGAAAUAGACACAGGUUAUAAUAAUAAACAAGCUUAUGGGGUAAAAUUGAGAAAGGUUGCUCUUGGUAGAGGAAAUAGAGAAGGAAACAAUGCAUUUGUUUAUGAUCUAAAUUAUCAUUUUGAUAGCAAUUAAGUAUGUAGAAGGUUAUUAGAGAUUGAAACAAAUUGUGAAAUGUAUGAAUAAUUAUUCAUUUAUCUAAAAUCAUCAAAAUAUGAUCACUAUUUAAUUGAGAAUGUUGCUUUUGCAGUUAGAUGUGGUAAUAUAAAGUCUGCUAAAUUCUUGAUCAAAUAUGCAUUAACAAACAACCUCGAUGGUUAUGGCUUUAAUUAUUUACAUCAUGAUGCAUUAGAUGAUAAUUUCAGCACUUAUAAAUUAGAUUAAAUAAAAAAGAUAUCCAUUACUAAGAAAACCUAGAAUGAUUUUCUCAUUACUCCUAUUCAUUGUGCAUGUAUAAAUCCAUCCGAACAGUUCCUAAAGUAUUUUAUGGAGUAGACAAUGGAAUACAAUAUCUAAGAUGAAAAUGGUAGUAAGCCAAUUCAUUAUGCUGCUGUCUCCUAAACCUCAAAUUGCUUAGAAUAUUUGCUAGCAAAUGGUGUUGAUGCAAGAGAAGGUAAUAAAUUUUUGGAUACUCCUUUGAUGCUAGCAGCUAAAUAUGGUCGUUCCCAUAACGUUAAAUUAUUAGUAGUAAAUACUAAUUUGAAAGCAAAAAAUAAGGAGGGCAAUUCUGCAAUUCAUUUUGCUAGUUAAAAUGGUCACGUUGAAUGUGUAAAAAUAUUAAUUGAAAACGGAUUGUUGAUUAAUUUUGCAGGAAGAAACAGAAUGACAGCUUUGCAUUAUGCUGCUGCCUAUAAUCAUUUAGAAUUGGUUGAAUAUUUGUUAGAUGAAGGGGCAAGAAUCAAUGCUAAGGAUAAAUUUGGAAGAACACCAUUAAUUAUGGCUGCUAGAAAUGGAAAUUUGGCCAUUUUGUCUAAAUUGCUAUAUUAUGGGGCAGACUUUAAAAUUAGUGAUUCCUCAAAAAAUAAUGCCAUUCAUCAUGCUGCAGCAUAUGGCUUUUUAGAUUGUAUUUAAACUUUGAUUGAGGCUGGAGCUGAUUAGAAUGAAUUCAACUCUUGGAAAUUGAAACCUUUGAAUGUAGCUUAAGCAAAAAAUCAUAUAGGUAUUGUUAAAGCAUUGUUGAAAUUAGAAAGUACAGAUGUAAAUUGUAUUGAUGAUGAUGGCUUAACUUUAGUCGCUGGGCUAAUCAAGUAGUUUGAUUAAUCAGUUGAGUAAUUUGAAUUCAUUAAGUAUAUUAUUGCAGAAAAAAAGGCUGAUAUCAACAUAUAAGAUAAAUUCGGUAAAACUUGUUUGUAACAUGCCUUAUCAUGCACCUUCUCAGAUUUAUUAAUUGAUCUCAUUCAAUUAUUGAUAGACCAUGGUGCAGACAUAAAUAGUUAAGAUAAGGAUGGCAGAUCUAGCUUGUUGCAUGCUAUUAAUGGUUAACAAUCAAAAAUAUAAGAUAAAUUAAUCAAAUUAUUAAUUGCAAAUGGAGCUAAUAUUAACUCAUAGGAAAAAGAAAAUGGAUUAACCCCAUUUUCAUUAUUGUUGUCUAAAAAGAAUUAUAAGCUCUGCCUUGAACUUCUUUAAGAGAAUUAGAUUGAUUUAAAUAUAGUAAAUAGAGAAGAUAAAACAUUAUUACACAUUAUGAUUGAAAAUCAGUACUUUUAUGACGACCUUGGAAUUUAACUAUUCUAAAUAAUUUUAGAUAAGAUAAAUCCAUCUCUACUUCACCAACCUGAUAUUCAAGGAUUUGUACCUCAUUUAAAGGUCAUUUAGAUUUUUGUAACAUCCAUUGCAUCAAAAAUUGAAUAAGAGUUUUAAUCUAAUAUUGUGAAAGCCAAGAAUGAAAUAUUUUAAGACAUUGAAAAUGAGUAUAAAUAUAAGUUUUAAAAAGAAUUAUUAUAAGAAGGUUAGCAAGCACAGAAAACAUUUGAAGAGAGAUUAUCUGAAUAAAUUACUUAAGAAUCUAUAAUGAUGCCUAAUAAAUAAGAGAAAGUAAUAGAAAAUUUAUUUAAGAAUUAAGUCAAUGUAUCAGGAGGUUUGUUUCAGAACUAAUAAACAGUUGGUUAAAUUCAAUAAGUUUAAUAAUAAGGAUUAAACAUUCCAAUGAAUACUAUGGUUCAAUAAAAUAAUUUAUUUGGUCGACCUUAAAAUCAAACAACAUUUGGAUAUGGAUAAUAGUAAUAACAAUCAAAUAGAUUUGCAUAACCAUAGUAAUAACAAUAAAAUAUAUUUGCAUAACCAUAACCUCAAACUACUUUUGGUUUUGGAAAUAGCAAUAAUUUAUUUUCUUCUAAUUAAGGGAGUUCAGUUUUUUAAAAUUAGAGUAGCAAUUUCGGAUUUUCGAAUAACAAUUUUGGAACUUCGAACUGCAAUUAUAAUAACAAUUAAGGAUACUCAAACUACAAUUAAACACCUUAGCAGUAAUUUUAGAAUGAAAUUCAGAAGAGACUAUAAAAUGCAGAUUGCAAGCUUUAUGCAUCAUAUUUUUAAUAUGAUGUAAUUUCAGUUUAAGUAGGAAUUUCAGUUAAGAAAUAAAAUUAAUUAGAAAUGAAAAGAAUUGAGGAUGGUUAUUUCUACUAAAAUUAAAUGUUUAAACAAUUAAAGCAUCUCAUUUAAAAAGGAGCCAAUAUAAAUUCGAAUGUAAUGACAUAGAGAAGUUACAACUAAACUGCAGUUUAAAAUAACACAAAUAUAUUCCAUUUGAUUUUCGAGUCAUUUCCAAGUAUCUCCUUUGUCAAGGAAUUGUUAUAAAUAUUCCCAAAUGAGAUGCUUACUCAAAGAGAUCAAUUUGGUACUCCUUUGCAUUAUUUCUUUAAAUGCUUUAACCAUAAUCUAGUAAUAUUACAUAGAAACGAUGAAACAUCAUUUUCAUUUUUAGAUUAUGUGAUAAAGUUAGGUUUAGAUUUUAAUGAUAGAAACUCUCAUGGAAACACUCCAACCUUGAUGAUAGCACUAAAGUAUAAUUACUCAUGGCAUGCUCUUUUAGUUAAACUUAUAAGUUUAGGUGGUUAAUUAAAUGAUGUUAAUAAUUAGAAUUAAGUGCCUCUAAAUUAAUUUGUAGAGAAAACAGACUUACAGACUGUAAAGGUUUUCUUGUCAGAAUUCAAAGUAGAUCCAAACUAUUAAGAUCAGAAAGGUAGGACAUCACUACAUUUUGCUAUAAAUUUCAGUAAUCCAAAUGCAAAUGCAAGUUUUUAGAUGGAAUAAUAAUUGAUCAAAUUCGGAGCUAAAUGUGAUAUAAAAGAUAUCUAUGGUAGAACUCCAUUAUUUUAUUCCUUCACUAAAUUUAAUGAACCUACUUCAACAAAUGAGAUAGAUCCAUUUGAAUCAGUCUCAUCUUUAUUAGCCUUCAAAGAAUGUGAUGUUAAUGUAUUGGAUCGAUAUUAAAGAUCUCCAUUGCAUUAUGCAGCCUUAAGAGGAAGUGCAAUUUCAGGUAGAUACAUGAUAAAGAUGGGAGCAGCUGUUGAUACUCCUGAUAUUUAUAAGAAUACACCAAUAGCCUAUUCUUUCUUUAAACAUGCUAAUUUCAGUACAAUGUUGAUUGACAAUAAGGUUGAUGUGAAUAAGGUUAUCAACAUUGUCAGUCUAAGUGAUUUGAGAUAACAAAAAGAGAAGAUGUACAGAGAAGAAAUAAAGACUGAUCCUGAAAUUGAUCAACUGAUGAUCAUUGAGGAUGAGAAUGAAAGAGUAAAAUAAGCGGCUUAAAAUUAAUAGUAGUAGCUAUAAGUCUAAAUAGAUGAUGAGUCUGACGAUGAUUAUUAAGAAGAUGAUGAAUAUUCAGAGGGAAACUCCUGCGAUGAUGGUUCAGAGAAGAAUGUAUUUUAUUCUCGUAAAAGAGAUAAAUAGAAAUUAUAAUAAUAAUAAUAAAAGAUACUUCCUCAAUUUGAGAGAAGCUAGUCUGAUAAAAUAACUUAAAGAGAGAGAUUGAUAUUAUAAAAAAUACAAUAAAAGAUUAGUUAAGAUUUGGAUCUCCCAUAACAUCUACAUAAUAAUUUGUAAACUGGAGAAUAUAGUUAUUUCUCUUAAGCAAUUAAAUUUGGAUGGCAAGGUGUCGCCUACUUAUUAAUUAGUGAUGGAUAUGAAUUUGUAAAUGCAAUUCAAGAUGCCAUUAAUGCAAAUUAAUUUUAAUUAGUUCUCACUCUCUUAAUGAAAGUGAAGAAUGAGAAGGAUUUAUCCAAAUUAAAUUCUAAUGGGUAAAACCUAUUUCAUUUAUUCGCAAUUUAUUCAGCUAAAGUUCCUGCAGACUUGUUAUCAGAAAUAGUAGAAUAAUUUGAAUAAAAGAAUAUCAGUCCUUAUGUUUAAGAUAACAAUCAAAAAUUACCUCUGCAUGAUGCAAUCUCAAAGAAUAAUGAUUUAUUAGUUGAAUAUUUCCUAUAUAAUAGAAAAUGUGAUCCUAAUCUGAUGGACAAUACAGAUAAUAAUGCUUUCACUUUACUUUUCCAAAGAAACUAAAAUUAUAAUUUUGAUAGGAUGAUGCAACUAGGGUUAAAGAUGGAUGUUAAAUUCAAAAUUUUAAAUACAAAUUCGUAUAUUAAACCCUUCAUGUAUUUAGUUGAUCACUUAAAGAUUUAUGACUCUUGGAAACUCUAAAAAUUUGUGGAUUACGGAAUUGACAUUAAUGAAUAGAAUCAUCAAGGCUAAACAGCAUUGAAUAUUGCUAUUAAAAAUAACAAUUUAGAAUUUGUGAAAUUUUUGAUUAGGCAGCCCUCAUUUAAUACUUAGCUUUAAAUGCGUGAUAAUGAGGGGAAAACUCCUAUUCAUCAUGUUGUCUUGCCAUUAGAUUUCGGAUCCUAUGAAAAUGUUGAAAUGUUGAAAAUUUUAAUGACAAUAUUUGAUUACAACCUUAAAGAUAAUAAUGGAUUGACUCCACUAGAUUACGCUUUAAUAUUUGAUGCUUAACUCAUGAAGGAUGAACUCUUAGCUAAUAAUGCUCAUCACACUAGAAGCUUGAGAUAACAAAGAAUGGCUACUUCUGUAAUAGCCACAGCACUAUGGCCAGAUCAUGAAGUAGAUUUUGAAGAAGAUGCUCUAUAGUUCUUAGAAAAAAAGAAUAUUUAAAUAGAAGCUGAAAUUGAUAAUAAGUAAAUUGUGGAUUAAUAGGCCAAAAUUGCUAAGGGCGAUUUGAGUGUUUAUGAUGAUCAAGAUUAUGGCCUAUGGUAAUGUUUGCUCUCUAAGGUUGAUAUUGUGAAUAGAAACUUUCAUAAAAAUGUAUUCUAUAAGAUGCAAAUCUUAUUUGAUAAAAAUAGAAAUAAUUAUAUUUUGUUCACAAAAUGGGGUCAAAUCGGGGAACAGGGUCAAUUUUAAAUGACUCCCUUUGAAAAUUUGGAAACCACAAUUAAGGAAUUCUGUAAAAUAUUUGCUGCCAAAACAGGUGGCAAUAAUUGGAAAUUGAUAAAAUCAGGAGAAGAAGAAUUCGAUAAAAAGCCAGAAAAGUAUCAGCUUAUUAAGUGUUAAAAUAACAAGAGCUACAAAUCUCUCUUAGAACCUUUUGAUUUAAGCGAGUAAUCGCCAUAUCCUAAAUGUAAGUUAGAUACUAGCAUUUACAAAGUUAUUGAGCAAUUCUCCUAGGUUAAAUUAUAUUAAUAAGAAUUACAAAGCCAUCAAUUUGAUACAGGAUUUGUACCAAUUGAAAAGUUAGACAAAAAUACAAUACUAAAAGCUAAGGAAAUAUUAUUAGAACUUAAAGAAAUAGUUUUAGAAGUCAAUCUCUAUAUGAAUUAAAUAGAUGUCGAUCUAAAGAGAUUGUAAUAAUAUUAUUCAGAAAUCAAUGACAAGUCUGCUAGAUAUUAUGAAUUAAUUCCAAAAGUUUAAAUGAGAUAAAAUCUCUUACCAUUAUUGGAAACUUAAGAAAUAAUCAAUGAACAAUUACAACUUUUAGAAUUACUACUAAACGUUGAACAAGCUAUUAAGAUAUUACUUGGAGCAAAUUAUAAUUUAAAUUCUAUUCAUCCUAUAACUUAUUGUUUUAAUGCAUUGAAUAUUAAAAUGCUUACUUUGAAUACGUCGGAUCUAGAAUAUAAGAUGAUAUAAACAUACAUCUAAAGAACUUAAAGUGUUACAAUUGCAAAUAUCUUUGCUAUCGAAAGAAAAGGAGAGGCGUAGAAAUUUGACAAAUUUAAUCAAGGACCUAGAAUUCUUUUAUGGCAUGGUUCAAAGAUUUCCAAUUUCAUGAGUUUACUAGCCUUAGGAUUAAAAAUUGCACCUUCCUGGGCAGUAAAUACAGGAGCGAUGUUUGGAAAAGGUAUCUAUUUUGCAGAUCAAUUUUCAAAGAGCUAUAAUUAUACUUAAGAUUAUUCAAUCAAUCAUAGAUAUAAUUAGUUUUAUGGGAACCAAAAUAAUACUAAUCAGUACCAAAAAUAUCGAUAUUUAUUAUUAUGUGAAGUAAGUUGCAUGAAUUAAAUUGAUGCAUACAAUGAGCCCCAUAAAAAUUGUCUUGAAUAUUAAAAACCUGAAUAUACUUUGAAAGCUGUUGGCUCCAAAGGCCCUGAUCCAAUGUCUUAAAUAAAAAUGCCUAAUGGAUGUGUAGUUCCCAUCGGGUAAAUUGUUUCUAAUUCAAUCCCUCAUUAAAUAUAAGAGAGGACUAAGAAUAUAAGUUUUUACACUCAAAAUUCAGAAUAUAUUGUCUAUGAUGAAAGCAGAGUAAAGAUGAGAUAUUUGGUGCAAAUUUACUAAUGAUUGAUUAUUCUAUUAGAUUUAUUUUAAAUCAAGAUAUAA